Messenger RNA from Spirodela intermedia, 387 nucleotides. The record is from the annotation of a GenBank genome assembly. NCBI's taxonomy places the organism in Eukaryota, Viridiplantae, Streptophyta, Magnoliopsida, Alismatales, Araceae.
AUGGUCAACUACCUAUCAUAUGAUAGGUUAACACCAUCGUACAAGACUUUUCUCAUGAACAUGAAGACAAUUGUUAUCCCCAAGAUAGUAGAAGAAGCCCUGUCACACAAAGAAUGGAGUCAUGCCAUGGAUGAAGAGAUUGAUGCACUAGAGAAGAACUGUACAUUGGACUUCGUACCUUUGCCUUCAGGAAAAAAGGUGGUUGGCAACAAGUGGGUAUAUACUCCUAAGUUUAAAGCUGAUGGAACAUCGGAAAGAUACAAGACAAGGUUGGUGGCUAAAGGCUAUUCACAAUCUUAUGGAAUUGAUUAUUUUGAGACAUUUGCUCCUGUUGCAAAGCUGAAUACCAUCCGGAUACUUAUAGCAUUGGCAGUAAAUCUAGGAUAG